AUGCAAAUGCUGGAACCGAUCAGGACGAGUGGGAAUGGCGAGGCGGGUGGAGAAGAAGAGAUCGAAGUGAAUUUCAAAGACCAAAAGAUGAUCAACGAGUUUUCGAAUCUGAACCUCAAGAAGAUCAAGUUGAGGAAGCUUAUCAAAGCCAAAUCUUUGGAACUAGACGAUUUGGUCGAGCUGGAAAACGAACUGUUGUUGGGUAGUUUCGACGAUAAUGUCAUCGAUGACGACGAACAGGAUCAGAACGGGGGCGAUGGGAACGAUUUGAUCUUAUACAAAUUAGAUAGCUCAUACAUUCAUAUCAAGAGAUCGGUUUUCCAAGAAACGAAGCUAGCUGAGAACCUAGAAAAAUCCAAGCAGUUGAUCUCCAAGCUGAACACAGACUUGACUGAAUUGAACGACCAAAUGUCAGCUCUCAAGAAGACUUUGUACUCGAAAUUCGGCAAUACUAUCAACUUGGAAGGCGGGGAUGAUGAUGAGGACGAAGUGUCUAUCUAG
Messenger RNA from Puccinia triticina, 501 nucleotides. RefSeq lists its product as uncharacterized. The transcript is spliced from 4 exons. Gene Ontology annotation, cellular component: prefoldin complex; cytoplasm. Lineage: Eukaryota; Fungi; Basidiomycota; Pucciniomycetes; Pucciniales; Pucciniaceae. The coding region runs from base 1 to 501 and encodes 166 amino acids. The record is from RefSeq and is a predicted model, not a curated record. Gene Ontology annotation, biological process: protein folding.